UUCGCCGCAGCCCCGACCCGGAGGCUCCAGCCGCUUCCUGCUUCCCCUGGCCAGGAGGAGCGGCCGCCGUUGCUCACUGCGGUGAGAGGCGGUGGGGUGGCCGGCGGCGCCCAAAGUCGGAGAGGUGCCGGCGGUAUCUGCGGCCUUUUUUUGCCCGGCCCUGAGGGAGCGCUCCUAGCCUUGCAUCUGCUGAAGUGCCUCGCCGUCCCUGCUGUCGGGAGGUUUGGGAGAGGGAUUCUGGAAAAGCGGGAGCCGAGAAGACCUCGCCACCCUCUCUUAAACUCCUCCAACUAAGCCUUCCGUAGCUGUAGGGUACUUUCCUCCCCCAGAGCUUGCAUCGCAACAGCAGCCCCCGGAUACUUUGUACGGAAUUUGUAUGUCGGGCUCAUGAUGACUUAAUGUUUUGCUUCCUCCAAGACUGGUGUUUUACUCUCUGGAAUUUAUCUUUUGCGACGGAAGGAAGACAAAAAAUUCUCCCCCUCCCUGCUGAUGGGCAGAAAACUUUCCUGAAUCCCUUUCAUUACAGUUUCUUGGGAAGUUUGCAAUCCCCUUUCACCAAACAUUAGAGACACAUUAGAGUUUUAUCAGGUUCGGUAAAGUUUGGGUCUAAUAAACAAUGGAGCAUGGCAAGAUGGAUUAUUUCUGUGACCAGGUACAACAAAAGGAUGUGGGCCGCAGGUUGCAAGUGGGCCAGGAAUUUCUGGAAUAUUUGAAUGAUCCCAGCAUUUCUACUGAUCUUGAGCAGGAUCAGCAGCGCCUUGAUAAAGUGAUUGAUGAAUUAACAGGAUGGGUUAACUCUAGUAAUUAUAAGGUAUCAUUACUUGGAUUAGAACUUCUAGGUGCCUUUGGUGACAGAUUAUUAGGACGUUUCAGAGCCUAUGUAGGAGCUGUUCUUAUAGUGUUGAUGGAUCGAAUGGGAGAUGCCAAAGACCAGGUUCGAGAACAGGCCCAGAAUCUUACUUUGAAGUUAAUGGACCAAGUAGCUCCACCAAUGUUCAUUUGGGAACGGCUUGCUGCUGGCUUUAAACACAAGAACUAUCGUUCACGAGAAGGCGUGUGUCUGUGUCUUAUUGCAACAUUAAAUGCCUAUGGUGCACAGUCACUAAUCCUCAGCAAACUGGUGCCACACUUGUGUGUUUUGUCUGGAGACUCCAAUAGCCAGGUGAGAGAUGCUGCAAUAUUGGCAAUUGUGGAGAUUUAUAAACAUGUAGGAGAAAAAGUAAGAGCAGACCUUAACAAGAGAGGAAUUCCUGCUGCAAGAUUACAGACAAUAUUUAUGAAAUUUGAUGAAGUAAGAAACAGCGGCAGUAUGAUUUCAAGCAGUAUCAGUGAUAAAAGCUUUGAUGAUGAAGAAUCAGUGGAUGGAAAUAGGCCAUCUGCAACUGCUUCAGGUUUCAAGGUUCCUGCACCUAAAAAACCUGGAAAUCCUUCGAAUACAACAAGAAAGCCGGGAUCUGCUGGUGGGCCUAAGGUUGCAGGUACUACCAAGGAAGGAGGAGCUGGUGCUGUUGAUGAAGAUGAUUUUAUAAAAGCAUUUACAGAUGUUCCUACUGUACAGAUCUAUUCUAGUCGUGAACUUGAAGAAACACUAAAUAAAAUCAGGGAAAUCUUAUCAGAUGAUAAACAUGAUUGGGAUCAGCGCACCAAUGCGCUUAAGAAGGUCCGGUCAUUACUUGUCGCUGGAGCUGCACAAUAUGAUGGGUUUUUCCAGCAUUUACGACUACUGGAUGGAGCAUUUAAAUUAUCUGCUAAAGAUCUCAGAUCACAGGUGGUUAGAGAAGCUUGCAUCACAGUAGCCCAUCUUUCAACAGUUCUGGGAAACAAGUUUGACCAUGGAGCAGAAGCCAUUGUGCCUACUCUAUUUAAUCUGGUCCCUAAUAGCGCCAAAGUAAUGGCUACUUCUGGGUGUGCAGCCAUUAGAUUUAUUAUCCGUCAUACACAUGUGCCGAGACUCAUACCUUUAAUAACCAGCAAUUGUACCUCAAAAUCUGUGGCAGUAAGGAGGCGCUCUUUUGAAUUUUUAGACCUAUUGUUGCAAGAGUGGCAAACCCAUUCUUUGGAAAGGCAUGCAGCUGUUCUGGUUGAAACUAUCAAGAAGGGCAUUCAUGAUGCUGAUGCUGAGGCAAGAGUGGAGGCUAGAAAGACUUAUCUAGGCCUAAGAAAUCAUUUUCCUGGCGAGGCAGAAGUUCUGUAUAAUAGUCUUGAACCAUCCUAUCAAAGAAGUCUCCAGACCUACUUAAAGAAUUCUGGUAGCAUUGCAUCACUUCCACAAUCAGACAGGUCAUCCUCCAGCUCGCAAGAAAGUCUCAAUCGUCCCUUCUCUUCAAAAUGGUCCACCUCCAGUUCUGCAAGUAUGGCUGGCAGAGUUUCAAGUGGGAGCAAGGCUGCUCCAAGCCCAGGAACGCUGCAAAGGUCUCGCAGUGACAUUGAUGUUAAUGCUGCCGCUGGGGCAAAGGCACGUCACGCUAUUGGUCAGCCAGCAGGAGCUGGUCGCUUAGCAACAGCUGGUCUACCUCCAGGAUCAUACGCUUCAUUAGGACGCGUGCGAACCAAACUUUCAACACCCUCUGUCGGAAUGGGAAAUGCAAAGACAGAUUCCAGAGGCCGGAGUCGAACAAAAGUUGUAUCUCAGUCUCAACGUUCAUCAUCGCCAGACAAAAAUGAAGCUGGAAGCCGUUCUGGUUCUCCUGGAAGAGUUUUGACUACAACUACACUCUCAACUAUGAAUACAGGUGUUCAGAGAGUACUAGUCAGCCCUGCAACAGCACAAAAACGGAGCAAGAUUCCUCGAAGCCAAGGAUGCAGCAGAGAAGCCAGUCCUUCAAGAUUGUCAGUUGCUCGAGGUAGUCGUAUUCCUCGGCCUAGUGUGAGUCAGGGGUGCAGUCGGGAAGCCAGUCGUGAAAGUAGCAGGGAUACAAGCCCUGUCCGCUCUUUUGCACCCCUUGGAACAGGUUUUGGAAUAAGUCAAUCAAGCCGAUUAUCUUCAUCAGUUAGUGCCAUGCGUGUCUUAAACACAGGCUCAGACGUAGAAGAAGCAGUAGCAGAUGCAUUGAAAAAGCCAGUUCGAAGAAGGUAUGAAUCAUAUGGAAUGUACUCUGAUGAUGAUGCUAACAGUGAUGCUUCUAGUGCCUGCUCAGAAAGAUCAUAUAGCUCACGGAAUGGCACUAUACCCACCUAUAUGCGACAGACAGAAGAUGUUGCUGAAGUCCUUAACCGCUGUGCAAGCUCCAACUGGUCAGAGAGAAAAGAAGGUCUUCUCGGUUUACAAAAUUUAUUAAAAAAUCAGAGGACAUUAAGUCGUGUUGAAUUAAAAAGGUUGUGUGAAAUCUUCACAAGGAUGUUUGCUGAUCCUCAUAGCAAGAGAGUGUUCAGCAUGUUUUUGGAAACAUUAGUAGAUUUCAUCCAAGUCCAUAAAGAAGAUUUACAGGAUUGGCUGUUUGUGUUGCUGACACAACUUCUGAAAAAAAUGGGUGCUGACUUGUUGGGAUCUGUGCAAGCAAAAGUUCAGAAGGCAUUAGAUGUGACAAGGGAAUCAUUUCCAAAUGAUCUUCAGUUCAGUAUUUUAAUGCGGUUUACUGUUGACCAGACCCAAACACCAAGUCUAAAGACAGUCAAGCCAGCACUGCAGGACCAGCUUCGCUCUUUUUGGAGCUCCAAGGUGAAAGUUGCAAUCCUUAAAUACAUAGAGACCCUUGCACAACAGAUGGACCCAGGAGAUUUUGUAAAUUCAAGUGAAACGCGUCUGGCUGUAUCUCGAAUUAUCACUUGGACAACAGAACCUAAAAGUUCAGAUGUUAGGAAGGCUGCACAAUCAGUGCUGAUUUCUCUUUUUGAACUCAAUACCCCUGAGUUUACCAUGCUGUUGGGUGCUUUACCAAAAACAUUUCAAGAUGGUGCCACAAAGUUGCUUCACAGUCACCUCCGGAGUACAGGCAAUGGUGGACAGGGCUCCAUGGGAAGCCCUUUAACAAGGCCUGUUCCACGCUCACCAGCUAGUUGGUCUAGCCCCAUCACUUCACCAACCAAUACAUCCCAAAACACACUGUCACCAAGUGCAUUUGAUUACGAUUCUGAAAAUAUGAAUUCAGAAGAUAUAUAUAGUUCUCUCCGUGGAGUGACCGAAGCAAUUCAAAACUUUAGCUUCCGCAGUCAGGAAGAUAUGAAUGAACCUGUGAAACGGGAUUCAAAAAAAGAAGAUGGUGAUUCAAUUUGCAGUGGGUCUGGAAUAGUAGAUCUACGAACAGGAAGUGGUGUGACUGAUACAGGCCGAACAGCUCUUGAUAACAAAACUUCGUUACUUAACACUAUGCCUCCUCAUUCCUCCCCACGGUCACGUGAUUAUAAUCCAUACAAUUAUUCUGAUAGCGUUGGUUCUUUUAAUAAAUCAGCUUUAAAAGAGGCUAUGUUUGAUGACGAUGCAGAUCAGUUUCCUGAUGAACCUUCCCUAGACCAUUCUGAUCUAGUUGCAGAAUUGCUAAAGGAAUUAUCAAAUCAUAAUGAGAGAGCUGAAGAACGGAAAGCUGCUCUUUAUGAGCUAAUGAAAUUGACUCAGGAGGAGUCUUUUGGUGUUUGGGAUGAGCACUUCAAAACAAUUCUUCUUUUGUUACUUGAAACUCUUGGAGACAAAGAGCAUGCAAUUAGAGCCCUGGCGUUGAAAGUCUUAAGAGAGAUUCUAAGACAUCAACCAGCAAGAUUUAGAAAUUAUGCAGAACUCACAAUAAUGAAGACUUUAGAAGCUCAUAAGGACCCUCAUAAGGAGGUGGUAAGAUCAGCUGAAGAGGCUGCUACUAUGCUGGCCACAUCUAUUAGUCCAGAUCAGUGCAUCAAAGUACUUUGUCCCAUUAUUCAAACAGCAGAUUACCCUAUAAAUCUGGCUGCAAUCAAAAUGCAGACCAAAGUGAUAGAAAGAGUACCUAAAGAAACUCUUGCUCAGCUCUUGCCAGAGAUAGUACCAGGUUUAAUACAGGGCUACGAUAACUCUGAAAGCAGCGUUCGAAAAGCAUGUGUCUUCUGUCUUGUAGCUAUUCAUGCAGUAAUUGGUGAUGAGCUGAAGCCACAUCUUAGUCAACUCACUGGCAGCAAAAUGAAAUUGUUGAAUCUUUACAUCAAGCGUGCACAAACAGGAUCUGGAGCAGGUGAUGCAUCAGCAGAUGUUCCUGGACAAAGCUAGUAAUUCUGAAACCCACCUAUUAUGUCUGUAAGAGGAAAGACACAUCAGUAAAAGGAAAAUUCUCAGAUACAUUUUUUGGAACUUCUCUCUCUCUCUCUCUCUCUCUCUCUCUAUC
Messenger RNA from Python bivittatus (Burmese python), 5285 nucleotides. Lineage: Eukaryota; Metazoa; Chordata; Lepidosauria; Squamata; Pythonidae. The record is from RefSeq and is a predicted model, not a curated record.